Messenger RNA from Rhodotorula toruloides NP11, 195 nucleotides. RefSeq names its product cytochrome c oxidase, subunit VIIa. Lineage: Eukaryota; Fungi; Basidiomycota; Microbotryomycetes; Sporidiobolales; Sporidiobolaceae. Bases 1 to 195 code for a protein of 64 amino acids. The record is from RefSeq and is a predicted model, not a curated record. The transcript is spliced from 4 exons.
AUGCUCGACUCGCUCGUCAACCUCCCCAACCGGAUCCACGAGCGGCAGAGGGCUUUCCAGUCGGACCACCGCUUCGUCUACCAGAAGGUCCCUCGUGCGCGUCUGUACAUGACUGGAUUCAUGACCGUCUUUACCGUCGGCAUGCUCGGCAUCACCCACGGCAUCUACAAGAUGGCCAUCGGCAAGAAGAACUAA